AUGGAUAACUUUGCAUGGCCACAUGAAGGCAAGGAACUAGGUGGCGCAGAGGUAACCGAAACGGUUCUGAAAAAUUGUGCAGAACACCGCAUUGAACGUGGAUUAAUUCAAAAGAAUGUUGAAAAGAAGCAAGACAACCACAUGAAGUGGGUAGAACAUGAGGAACAAACGUCACUAAAACAGCAGGAAAACUGGUACCAUCACAUUCACAUCAUCAUUCCCAUUCAGUCGUAUUUCCACGAGGAAAAUUCCGCUGCUGCCGCUGCUCAACAACCCCAACUAUCCACUUCCAACCCCGCAGAAGCUGAUGGCGCUAAGGAUGAACCAGGUGCUGAAGAAAACAAUUCCCAACACGCCUCUAACUCCGUGGUGUCCGAUCAAGUCAAGAAUUUUGCUCCAGAAGGGGACAAAUUCAAUGGCUUCUCCCCAACAACCGGGCCUCUCUCAAUCCCUUACUUCAAAGAACAAGAACCACAGGACCAGAAUAAGCCCUUCUCCUCCUCCUCCCUGAAGCCGUGUAUUUCAAGUUCCAACCCCGACCGAGAACCCCUUGGGCAUGCUUUCCACCACGUUCACACAAACAUGUACAGCAAUUGUGGACUUGCCGUAUGUGGUGGUGGUGCCGGAAAUACAGGAGCUCAUAAACGCACUUCAAUUGUCUCUUCUGCUGGUUUGAUUGCUGCAGAGUUGACCCCACCUCAUCGACCCCUUCGAAGAUCCCUCGGCGAACUGCCCUGGUCCUCGCAUGCCCUCUUAUUAACUCACAUUGAGGACACUACUCCUCACCCCCAACCUCCACCUCCACCCCCACGAGCUAAUCGAUCUGUUGUUUUGGCUACUACUACUGAGCCAACACAAUCACCCAAGACGUCUGCUGAUGCUAGUAGUUCGAAUGGACCGAGAUCCUCCUCUUGA
This is a messenger RNA of Rodentolepis nana, 915 nucleotides long. Lineage: Eukaryota; Metazoa; Platyhelminthes; Cestoda; Cyclophyllidea; Hymenolepididae. The record is from the annotation of a GenBank genome assembly.